Molecule: messenger RNA, 573 nt
Organism: Neoarthrinium moseri
Lineage: Eukaryota; Fungi; Ascomycota; Sordariomycetes; Amphisphaeriales; Apiosporaceae
Exons: 2
Coding region: 1-573 (190 amino acids)
Source: RefSeq, a predicted model, not a curated record
AUGGCCGUCUACAUUGUAUCCCCGAAGGAAGGGAGGGUAGUCGGCAGCAUUGAUGUGCCGGACAUUGCAACCAUGAACGGAAUGGCGGCGCUUCCACGCCACCCGCACAUCUUACUGAGCGCUGACUCGAUCGCUGGGCGCAUCCUGUCUAUCGACACUCGAACUAUCCCACCCAUUGGCAUUAACGGCCUCCGGACACGCGAGGACUAUAUCUAUUUCAUGAUUUCGAGCCAAGGCACUUUUGUAAGGGUACGCAUCGACGAACAUGGCAAUCGGAUAGGUGACUUUGAGGUAUUGGCCAGGAGCCCCGACGCCUCGCAGAUCUACGACGACUUUACCUUUGACGAAGAUGGCAACGCGUACGUGGCCGUGCACUCAUCAUCGAUUGUGAAGAUCACUCCGGAUGGCGUGCAGACGACCCUUGUCGGUGGUACUUCCGACUUGAUACUUCAGGAGCCCACUUCGGUAGCCUUGGCGAAAGAUGGCAAGUCCAUUUAUGUUUCAACUGGCGGCAACGUGAGAACCACCGCGCGUCAGGGAGGACAAACCACUGAGAUUCGGCUAGAUUGGUAG